AGACAAAGUUAGGUUCUCUUUCCCGUUGUUCAGGGCCUAGUCUCGGGCCAUCAUGCCCAGCAAGAGGGACUUGAUUAACUCCUAGAAUCACUCCAUUUUCAUCAAUGAUACAAACAGUCUACCCAUGUGACUUUGUAAGCUUGAAAUUAGGAAGAGAAUGUGAGGGGGGAUGAAGAGUAAAAAAUGGGGCUUUGAGAGUGAACUUAAGACUUGUGAUAAACAUCAAGAUUACGAAAACCAAUAAAGGCCAGCUUCUUGAUAUAUAGAAUUGCUGAUCUAAUACUGUCCUUUAUCUUCAACCAAGAACAAAUAGUACAAUAAUUAGCAUUAAAAAUUUAAAAUUCUGUCAGAAGAAUUAAUUUUUCAGUGACAGUAUCCUUUAUAAAUAGCCUAUUUCUGAACUUUGGAUUAGCAACUUUCAUAAACACCAUAAAUAGUAAGCAUUUUUCAGAGAGAUAGCUUGUCUUCUUCUAAAUUUAAAAAACCUAAAAUGGACUCAUCCAAACCAUCCAACAGAAUAAGUGACAUUGUGAGGCUCAAGCAGAAGCUUAAGAAAUGGAGGAUACAAGCACACGAGGCUAAGGUCAAUGGUGGCAACACCGACGACAAUGAUGGUAGCAGCAAUAACAGCAACAUUUCUAGAAAGGGUUCCUUGAAUAGGAGCAAUAGCAAAGGCAAUACCUUUAUGAAGAGAACGCUCUCUUUCACCGACUUAACAGCCAACAACGGGAUGUCAAGCAAAGGCUUCCUGCCCCUUGAUGAUGCUAAGGCCAAUAUCAGCAACUCCGGCAACAACAGCAGCAGCAGCAGCAGCAGUACUAAAAAGGGUUCAUUGAGUAGGAGCAACAGCAUCAAAGGCAUCAAUUUUUUGAAGAGGACUCUCUCUUUCACCGACCUCUCAGCCAACAAUGGGGUGCCAAGCAACAAUGCUGUGCCCAAAGGUUUCUUGGCUGUUCAAGUCGGUGAAGAGAUGAAGCGCUUUGUCAUCCCGACAAAGUACUUGAGUCACCAAGCAUUUAGCGUCCUGCUGAAAGAAGCUGAGGAGGAGUUUGGUUACCAGAAGGAAGGUGUUCUGAAGAUUCCCUGUGAAGUAGAAGUGUUCGAGAACAUCUUGAAAGCGGUCGAGGAAAAAAACAGCUCACAGGCUAAACAAAGUCUGAAGUUCAGCAGAAAUGAUGGGAUUGUAUGUGGUUCAUCAGAUAGUCAGAGCCUCUCUCAAUCUAAACAUCCCCCAACCCCAAUGUGCAGAUAAUAUAUAUCAAUCUAAUUCCUUUCUCCCUUCUUUUUUUUAUACCUCAUUAGGAGCGGAAGAAAGUUGAUAUAUAGAAAAUGUGAGAGAAAGCAUGCUGACUAAUAGCAUCAUGUCCAAAGCUCAUGUAAUUUGACGAGUUUAAAAACCAUUGUAAUAUGACUUCCGAGUUAUCAGUUAUUGUAACCGAAGUCACCAUAUCUUAUACGUUUGUUAUUCUCCAGAGUCCAUAUUACCUUUGUAUUCUUGUUUUGCUCCAGAAAUGCAAUUGAAUAUGAAAUGUUUGGAAAUAUUUUCUCCCCUGUAUAAA
Chenopodium quinoa (quinoa) is the source of this 1559-nucleotide messenger RNA. RefSeq lists its product as uncharacterized. Gene Ontology annotation, biological process: response to auxin. NCBI's taxonomy places the organism in Eukaryota, Viridiplantae, Streptophyta, Magnoliopsida, Caryophyllales, Amaranthaceae. The transcript has a single exon. The record is from RefSeq and is a predicted model, not a curated record. Bases 491 to 1252 code for a protein of 253 amino acids.